Messenger RNA from Diplodia corticola, 1743 nucleotides. Its product is annotated as homeobox domain-containing protein. The record is from RefSeq and is a predicted model, not a curated record. Gene Ontology annotation, molecular function: RNA polymerase II transcription regulatory region sequence-specific DNA binding; DNA-binding transcription factor activity, RNA polymerase II-specific. The transcript has 4 exons. The coding region runs from base 1 to 1743 and encodes 580 amino acids. NCBI's taxonomy places the organism in Eukaryota, Fungi, Ascomycota, Dothideomycetes, Botryosphaeriales, Botryosphaeriaceae. Gene Ontology annotation, biological process: regulation of transcription by RNA polymerase II.
AUGGUUGACGGAAUCCUCUCCGUACCGCUCUCACCACCCAGCUCGCCGCGAAUGUCUGCGUACACCGCGACUCACGCUGAGUCUGAGUGGCACAGCCAAAGGCCGAAACCGGGAGACGCCAACGACGGGACCAUGGGCCUGCAAUAUUCCGAGGUAUCUGGACUCUCUCUUGACGCUCAGAAACGCCCGCCGCUGCGCACUCACAAGAGCUUCCCCUACAUGUUGAACCACCAGCCACAUCACUCCGCCCCCCAACAACCUGGCGCCUCUGACCAGUCUAUUGCCUCUCCACAGCCCCAGAGAGAUCGCAUCACCAUCAGCAACCUGGAAGGGUCGCCGCGGUCGUCUCUGCCGAAUGUAACCUAUGGUGGCUCGGCCCCCGCCAGCCCAGUCUCGAGGUUGACGCCACCCUCUCCGGAGGGAGAACGGGGUCAAAGAGAGGCCGAAAAUGACGCUGCCCUCUCCGCAAGUGGCGACGAGGGCGAUGACUCCAAGCCGAUGACCGCAGCCGAGCUGCGGGCGCAAAAACGAAAGAUGAAGAGAUUCAGGCUUACGCACAACCAAACUCGAUUCUUGAUGAGUGAGUUUGCCAGGCAGGCACACCCGGACGCUGCGCACCGUGAACGCCUAGCCAGAGAGAUUCCAGGAUUGAGCCCACGCCAGGUGCAAGUGUGGUUCCAGAACAGGAGAGCUAAGCUCAAGCGUUUGACGAGCGAUGAUCGCGAGCGUAUGAUGAGGUCAAGAGCACUUCCGGAUGAUUUCGAUAUGGCCCAGGCAUUACAUUCUCCUUUUGGCUCGGCCGGUCAUGGUGUUGGAACACCCAUGGCUUCGCCUGCCACAAAUUUUUCACCUAGCUUUCCUGAAGGCAACAUGGUCCGGCCUUUGAGCUUAGACAGCAUUCGUCGUUUCCCUGAGGGCCCGCAGAUGGCGCCAGCUGGUGUGCCUCCACCGUUUGGAGGCUAUUCGUUUACGCCUCCCCAGUCUGCCACCGACACUUCGUCUCCCGUUUCCGCAACUGGCGAGCCGAACCCUUUUGCUUAUUCGCAGUCCAUGGAGAGCAGCCCACGCCGACCGAACCCGUACGUUGGCGGUGUGCCUGCACCCCCACCGUAUCCGCAAUACCCGCAGGUUCCGCGAUUGCAGCUGCAUGAUCGUAUGGCCCGUACCAGGGCCGAGUCUCUUUGCUCUCCCCUGAGGACGAGCAUGUCAUACAGCAACGAUGGCACUCUGAGCCAGUCCAACAUUCAACAAGGCCAGAAUGCCGAGAACACCAGCAUGGGCGAGCACCGCAUGCCUCCUACCGGCCUUCCCAGCACCAGUUUGCCAGGAUCAAACGUUCCGUAUGGCCUGGGAUAUUCCUACUCGCACAUUCCUGGUUUCCAGUCGGGUGCGCAACAGCGCAUGCGGUCUUUCUCCAGCACCGUGCCUCGCCGCAUCGAACUGUCCCAGCACAGCGCUCACUAUCAGACCAGCCGAACCCCUGCCCCGUCAAACCCGCAAUCCGCCACCUUCCCAAACUAUCAAGGCUCCCCACUUUCCACGACUGGCGCGUACAAUCAGUCUCCUCUGAUGAGUGCGCCGCACACUGUCUCUACGUUCAGCAACUCGCCAGGUUACAAUGCUCCAUACGGCCAGGCCCCUCAAAGCGGACAGAGCGAUCAGUAUCAAUCGGCGCCUGUCUUCAGUGAAGUUGAGGGCUCGAGUCAGCAGACCGAAAGCAGUGGACUUCCGCACCAAUACUAA